UUUCUACAGAAGAAAAAACAUCCGCCUUCGCUUGCAUUCAUCACCACAUACUGGCUCAGGAAGGCGGUAGGAGAUAAGAGUGCCUUCAUACAUUUGCAAUGGCCAUUGAGCUGCGCUCCGGGGUGAAAUAUGGUUCGCUUUUGUCUCUCGCAGUGGUGUUGGUUGCAUACUUGUUACGAUCACCGGACCGCUCGGUUCUAGAUGACAGACUGGACGCGGUUUUGUCUUCAUUACUGCGCGCAGAGAGGAAAGUGGGCUUGAACGGCGUGUCCAGACCGAGAGUGGCCAUCGGUUUUGGUGGCUGUGUCGAUAUCAUCGUCGAUGGGGUGACUCUGCUGAACAAAAUCGGUGUGAAGCCAUCAGACCGCCCUUUUCAUCACGACUAUAUAGAGAGCGCAGAACAACUUGCUCAGAGUUUCGCCUUCUUUUUUCCACCCGGAGCUGCUUCUGAGAGAUUUGUGAUGAACGACACCCUCUUUAGUGAACUGGUGGAGGCUUCUCGUGAGUUGCCAGGAAACAGGUGGUCGAUCGGAGGUAACGCACCUGUCAUGGCCAGCAGGAUGGCGCUUGAGGGGUGCGAUGUGCUUCUCGGGGGAAGUUUCAGUACAGAUUUCACUGACAUCUUGACUCAGCGAAUCACAGUGGCAGGAAACACAUUGGAUGAGCCAGACAUCCACCUAAUUCUGGAGUACCCCACAGGAGCCACAUGGGGCCCGUACACCUCCCGAAGGGCCAAUAGAUAUAUAGUCCAUAGCGAUGACCAUAAUCCAUAUCUUGACUCCAUGGAGCAGUUUCAAGAGCAGCUAAAGGAUUUCAAGCCAGAUUUACUGGUGGUGGGUGGGCUUCAGAUGAUGGACAACUUCCCUUUCAAACACGGAGAGCGUGAGGCUUUGUUGAAGAAGCUGGCACAGAUGUUGUCCUCUGCGUCGCCUCAGACCGACGUGCAUUUUGAGAUGGCCAGCUUUGUGGAUGAGGAUCUGAUGUCGGAUCUAUUGGAGUUCAUUCUUCCACACGCCGACUCUUUAGGCAUGAACGAACAAGAGCUGCCCAAUCUCCUGAGCCUUUUCCGCGGCAACAACUUGACCGUCCUCUCCGAUCCCAAUCCUCGCGUAGCUACUGUUCUGGACCAGAUGCGAGAACUCUAUCGCCUGGUAAACCAGCGCCACCGAGAGGCCGGGUCAGGCCGGCCGCUCACCCGCCUUCACGUCCACACUCUCGCUUUCCAGGCCAUCAUCGUCAAGCGCGGCUCCCAGUGGAAGAACACCAUGUCGGCCACGGCCAAAGCCUCUCUGACCGCCAACCGGCACGUGUGCGGCUCGCCGGACAUCGACCUGAGUAAAGCGCGGCUCAUCAUGGACGAAUCGUUCUCCAUCAGCAGGAGAGAAGGCAGCCAGAGGAUUCCUCUGAAGGAGUCACGGCCCGUCUCGUGUUGGGAUGAAGAUGACUAUGAGAUCUGUGUGGCUCCUGUGUUGGUGUGCACAGAGGUGUACCAGACCGCCGGAGGAGGAGACAACAUCUCGGCGGCCGGACUCGUUUUGCAGAUCUGAGUAUGAGAGAUGGUCCCACAUGCUUUUAUUUAGAUUUUCUUUUAAUUGCGUUGUUUUAUUUUUUUGUGGGGAAAACAUAGCAUUACACAAUGUGCAAUAUAAACAUUGGGUCCAGUCGAUAUUUAACUUGUCAACAUCAGAAAAUUAAGCAACUAUUAUGAUUUUUGCAUUGUGAUUUAUUCCUGUAACACAAGAAAAUAUUGAUAAACUACUCACCAUUCAUAACCGUAGAAAUCACAAUGACUGGACACUGACAUUAUGGUAAUGAGAUUUUGUGAUUGGGGUAAAAAUGAAUCGCAAUGGAAAAGUUAUAAUGGUCCGACAUGUUUUUUGUGAGUUAUCUCACCUAUAGGUCAUUGAGUCCUGUUUACAAUUUAUUUUCAUUUUUAAAACACAUUUGCUUUUAAUGAGAACCUUUAUCAGAUUAAUGGCUUCACAAACAAUCCAAUGAGAUGCCAGGAAUCUUGAAGUAAUACAAAUGAAUGAUCGAACAGUCAGAGCUUUGAUACAAAAUGACUGAAAUCCGCUUAUGCAAAGUAAAAAUGCUUAAGAGGUUAGUAUGGGGCGUUUUGACAUGUUUUGUAAACCAAUGUUAACCUCAGUGCUUUAUCUUCAUUGGUCCAAUAUUUAUUAUUUACUCAUCUUACGCUUCACCUGCUUGACUCGUGUGAUUGCAUUUGUCUUAAAGCAAUGUCCUAUUUGCUCCUUUUCUUCUCAUUCCACGACUUAUUCUAUUCCUCUUUAACAAGCGUUUUCCGCAUGUUGUCACAUUAUUAAUCUUAUUUCAUUUAAUAAUGUCUUGAUUAACACUGUUCACUUUUUGCUUUUCAUUAGGGAACAUUGUAUAUUUUAACUCUUAAAUGAGAAAAUGCAUUCUCAGAAAAAAUGGUACCAAAUGCUGUCACUGGGACGGCACCCUUUAUAAAAUGUCCUAAUGCAAUUUAGGUACAUAUAAGUAUACAGUUAGUACCAUUAUGUAGGUACUAAUAUGCACUCUUUUUAGGUAUAACAGUGUACUUUUUAAAAAGAUACCACCCCAAUAUCAGCUUCUGUACCUUUAUUUCUGACAGUGUGGAAAUGUUUUUUUUUUUAAGAACAUUAAUUUUAAUCUGAUUGUCUUCAUUAUGUUUGAAUUCGGAUUUACAAAUAAUUGAAAUCUUUUUUUGCAACGUGCAUGAAACCAAAACCAAAAGUUUCUCUCAAACAUGUAUUUCAUGCAUACAUGUGCUCUGUGUUUCAAAAAUGUGCAUACUUUAAGGAGGAGGAUAAAAAAAAAGAAUUUACAUGGGUGAUCAUGGGCUCUGGAUACCUUUCUGCACAUCUUCCAUUAGCCACCCUGAGUGCAAAUUAUUACCUACCUCCUGUGCCUAUGAAAUUAUAAACGGAUGUCUAUUGAUUAUGUCGUAUGCUUGCAUUUAUUUACUUGACUGCUCGCCUAUGCUAGUGUAGCCUGAUAUUAUACAGGAGAUAGAUAAAGAUGUCCCACUCAAUGAGAAAUGCAGGUUGAGUGCAUUUAAACACUCAUCAGCUGAUAAAUAAAUCAUAUCUCAGGGAUUACAGUAGCCCGGAUGUCUAUGAUCCACAACACUUGAGGUUUGACCAAUUUAGCUGUGAGCAGCUGGUGUGAUGGGAGAGUUUAUCUAGGAUGGGAUUUGAGCCUUUAUAAAAACUGGCCAAGUGUUGGUCCAGUGGUGUGAACAAUAGCAGUGGAUGUUUUCGUUGUGAAUGUGAUUCAUGCAUCGAUUCAUUACUAAUAAAAUGAAAGGGAUUUAGAAGUAUGACAAAGCUUUAUGUGAAUCAAUUGUAGCAUUUGACUUUUUACAGAAAGGUAAUUUGCUGGAACAACUGGAAAUGACUGUUGUAAUGUUUUGUUUAUUCCCUCUUUUUUUGGCCAUGUGUUCUGUCAACAACACAUGUUUUGAAGGGGAAAUACUUGUUUCUGAAUGAUUCGUAUGUAAUAAACUAUUACAUUCCAUUAAUUGUA
Paramisgurnus dabryanus is the source of this 3531-nucleotide messenger RNA. It is a transcript of the gene adpgk2, whose product is annotated as ADP-dependent glucokinase 2. The record is from RefSeq and is a predicted model, not a curated record. Gene Ontology annotation, cellular component: endoplasmic reticulum. NCBI's taxonomy places the organism in Eukaryota, Metazoa, Chordata, Actinopteri, Cypriniformes, Cobitidae. Gene Ontology annotation, biological process: glucose metabolic process. Gene Ontology annotation, molecular function: ADP-specific glucokinase activity.